CAUAAACGUUACAUAAAGUGUAUACGUAUGCUGUUUCAUCAAAAAGAAGAUUGACUUAGAAAGCCAUUUUAUUGCUUCGCAAGGCGUUGAUGUCCGUAAGCUAACUAACACGCUAUUCAUCUAUAAUGAGAUAUCAUUUAAAUUGUCGUCGAGUCAUCUUUUGCUGUUUUGGGUUGGUAAUUGUUUUCUACGCAUUUAAGCCACAGAAUUCAGUACCUCAUCCCUUAAAAAUUGCCACUAAUGAAACUUCGUAUUUUAGUUUUAAUUACUCUGCAAGUACUACAAAUAAUAAUACUAAUCCUACAAUUUCUCUCCUAAUGAGAAUGUCGGGGAAGCGAAAAGAUCACAAAACAAGGUUUUACUGCAAUAUGUUAAAGACAAUUUUAAUUUUUUGGCCAGGAUGGCUGGGUAAGACGGUUAUUGUACUUGAUGCAGAAUCAAAUGAAGAUUACACCUUUGCUGCAACAUUGCUAAAUCAGACAACUGAGCAUUUUCCAGAUCAUUCUUUUGAAAUGAAAUACGAAGCACUGCCAAUUGAUCCUACUGUUCUUAGAUUUCCUGGCCAAAAAAAGCCAAGUGGCUACAAUCGUCAGUUGUGGAGCAGUUUCUUCAUGGAUCUUUACACAGAUGAUGAUGUCAUAGCUUGGUUGGAUAGCGAUUCCCCAUUUCUUCUUCCAGUUACAAUGUCGACUAUUAUGCCAAAUGGAAGGGUCCGGAUCCUUGGAACUGAUUGUACAAUGGGUAUAAGCUGGGUAAAAUCUUGGGCUAAAAGUACACGGAAGGCGAUAGGAUGGCCACAGGUAGCUGAUUUUAUGACAUAUUUCCCGGUAUACCUCUACCGCGACACCAUUACCAACUGUAGAAACCACAUCUUGAAAACGUUUCAGACAAAUAACUUCGAAGAAGCUUUUAAAAAAUUUUAUCACACUGGCACUGGUCUACUCUCGCCAGUAAAUGUAAUCAUCAGCUACGCUUGGUUCUUUGAGAAUAAUCGCUACGAGUGGAAAAUAGAAUUGUGCAACAAUUUAGACCAACUUAAUAAACGGUUGCCACACAGUAAAAAUAUUAUGAAAGAGAGCACUGUUGAUGAAAGUCAAUUACUGACUCAGCCACAGACUGCCUACCAUGGGCCGCUGAUUUCCAAAGACUUUUACGCUAAUCUCAUUCCAAUUUCUUAUUGUUUGUCGAUAAAGUUCAGCAGGCAGGAAAACAUGUGUAAAAAAUAUUCCUGGUCAGAUGUCAAACAAUUAUUUAGUUUGUUUAAAUCAGACAUGCACAGUGUUAGAGUUGAAAAGCAACACCCUUGUGUUGAAAGAAAAACCCAGUAUUGCUUAGAGAUCUUAAAACAUCAUAUCAAAAAAGUUGGAGUCGAAAUUAGAGAAAAUAAGCGAAGAAUGUCAUGGAAUGAUGUUACCAUAGUUAACUCUAUGGCAAAAAGUAAAGGCAUAAUUUGCCCGCGGCAACCAUUGUAAAUGAACAUGGAUGUAAUUGGUUGAAAUGGUUACGUUUGAUCAUUUUCAUCUAUAAUUUUAUCAGAAUAUUUGCUUUUGGUCAAAGUAGAUGGUAUUAGUUGUAAGCAAAAUUUACAUAAUUUUGUCGCAAGCAGAUCUUUGACGUUGCACUUUUUCUUCGUUAUUACAAUGCACAAUAUUUACAAUCAAUGAAAUAAUGUCUGCAUUAUUGACAUUCGUGGUAUAUGGCUAUAUAUAUAGAUGCCUAUCGAAAUUGGGUUAAUUAGUUAACUGGAAUCUUUUAAAACUACACUUCUUGUAUUUUUUUGAAAAGUCUCAUUGAAGAAAAAGGACUAUACAAAAGCAAAAAAGUUUCUAAUUUAUUCAAUUUAUAUCUUGUUCUUAACUAAUUUUCUGUAUUCUAUGAAGUUAAUCUAGGAUAAAUAUACUUUUAUAAUUUUUUUUACAAAAAGA
This is a messenger RNA of Xenia sp. Carnegie-2017, 1925 nucleotides long. RefSeq lists its product as uncharacterized. The transcript has 2 exons. Bases 126 to 1472 code for a protein of 448 amino acids. Lineage: Eukaryota; Metazoa; Cnidaria; Anthozoa; Malacalcyonacea; Xeniidae. The record is from RefSeq and is a predicted model, not a curated record.